Molecule: messenger RNA, 3492 nt
Organism: Stegodyphus dumicola
Lineage: Eukaryota; Metazoa; Arthropoda; Arachnida; Araneae; Eresidae
Product: protein DENND6B
Cellular component (GO): recycling endosome
Molecular function (GO): guanyl-nucleotide exchange factor activity
Source: RefSeq, a predicted model, not a curated record
UUUAAAAUAGGUUUAUAUACAAGGUAUAAGCCCUAUCUCAGUAAAGACAAGGAUAUCUUAAAAAGGAUAUUCAAGGGCAUGCAAACAGAUCAACCAAGUGAAGUACAGAAUACUCUUCUAAGGCACUAUCUUUUAGAACUUACUCAGAGUUUUAUGAUUCCUUUGGAGAGGUACAUGGCUAGUUUGAUGCCUCUUUUGAAGAAUAUAUCGCCUCACAAGGACACACCUGUUCCUCGGCCCUUUAAUCCUGAUGAUUUUAUAAAAUCAAUAGAACAGGCAGGACCUCAGUUGACAAGUGGAAUUAAAGGGAACUGGAGUGGUUUGUAUAGGCGCUUUUUCCGUAGUGCCAAUUUUGCCGGUUGGUAUAAUACAAGGUACAAAGAAGUUGUUCAUAAGCUACAAGGUUUGCAUAUACAAGCCAUCUCAGAUGCUAACAUGCUUGAGUGGAUUCAAGAUAAACAAGAAGUUGAGGUUGUUGAUCUUGUUUUAAGGUUGCGGAAUAAAUUGGUUGCAGCUGAAAGCGGCAAUUUUUCUCUGCCUGAUAAAACAAUUGAUAAGCUUCAGUCCCAUGUAAAUAACAUUAUUAAGACGUUACCAGAAGACUUGCAGAAUGUUUUAAAAUGACUCAUUUUUGUAAUCCAGUGUUUAUUUUAAUUUUAUUUAUUCUGUCAUUAAUCAUAAAAUGAUCAUAUUGACAAUUUUGUUUUAUAGAUUUCUGAAUUUUGUACAUAGUGUCAUUUAGCUCUCGUUUUACUUUUUAUUAUGUUAUUUAUUGUACUACUUUUUUAUUGUUUACCAUUGUUCUGUUAAUGAAAAUUGCCAAAUGAUCAUUUAGUUUUGGUCAUGGAACCAUUCUUAUCUAAGUAUAUCUAUUAUAUGUUUUUCUUAUCUAUUUAAAUAUACGAGGGGUGGUCCAAAAAAAGUUUACAAGGCAAAUGAAAAAGUAUUUAUUAACAAUAGAAGCAAGAUACAAAUGGAAAUCAAGAGACACAUCUGGCCUUCACUUUUCCACAUAGUCACCAAACCUGUUUAGGCAUUUGUCAAAACGUUCGACCAACUUGUUUAUCCCGUUUUGGUAGUAACCAGGGCCCUGCUCAUUAAGCCAUUUCUCGGCAGCUGUUUUCACUGCAUCGUCUGAGGUGAACCGUGUUCCGGAUAAGUAUCGCUUCAACGCCGGAUAAAUGAAAUAGUCACUUGGAGCCAUCACUUUACCGGCAGAGGUGUGACCUUAAAUUUCUUCCUUGUCGGUAAUCCAGCAUGUUUCCACUCCAUUGUGGCUCUUUUGGAUGUGGGGGUGAAGUAAUGAAGCCCUGUUUCAUCACCGGUAACGAUGCGAUCAAUGAAGUGUUGGCCAUCUGAAUGGUAUCGCUGAAGAAAUGUGAGGCUGCACAUCAUUCGAGUGGCCUUAUGCUCCGCGGACAACUCACGUGGAACCUAGCGGGCACAAACUUUGGAAUAUCGCAAUUCAUCGGUUACGAUACACUGAACGUUACCAUAACUCAGGUUCAACUCUGAGGCAAUCUCACGCACGGUUACACGUCGAUCCCUUUGGAUGAUAUCUUUAACCACGUGCCCUGUUGAUAUCCGUCCUUGAAGAACUUGGAUGGCUGCUCGCUUCCAUAUUGCGGUUUUCCACAUGCUCCCUGCCCACUUGAUAAGAACGACGCCAUUUCGCUACCUGUUGUCUACUCAUUGCUUUGUCCCCGUAUACCUCAACAAUUUGUCUGGGAAUUUCGGAUGCGGCCACAUUCUUGGCCCAUAAGAAUCGAAUUGCGGCUCGCCACCUCUAUGCGAGACCACUUUUCUAGACGCCGUGCCAUUACUGUCGCUCUUAAGUGUCUGCGUAAUGACGCUACUUACUCGUAGAACCGCUGUAGGACAACUAGCGCCAUCUGUCAACCACCCUGGGUGGAAAUAUUCACUCCACAAUUAUUACGUUUCAAAUGCUUCUGCUUGUAAACUUUUUUUGGAUCAACCUACGUAUAUAUGCAAAGUUAUAAGUUUUAUUUAUUUUUAGGAGCUGUGCCGUUUUUUUAGGUCCACCGAAUAUUACUUGAAUGCAUUGGCAUAUCAAAAAAAGUGUUUGUAAAAGUAAUUUUUUUGGUAAAUAUAUUGCAUGAAUUGCAUUUUGGAGGGGGGGAGUAAAUAGUUAUUAAAAUGUGAUGAAACCUUCCAAGGUAACUAAUUUUGAUCUUUGGUGAAGGUGACUGCCUUAGAGAACAUGACUGAUGUUGAUACUCAGUACCAAUGUUUGUUUAUAUUCUCAUAAAUACUGGUCACUUUUAGAAGGAUUGCUAUGAGAGUUUUCAAUGUCUUAUUGUAUACGUUUCUAAACUUAUGCAUGUGUUAACGUAAUUAUGGUUUUCUAAUUUUCUAUUGAUACCAGUUAUAGAGCAAAUAGAUAACUAUAAAGUUUGUGUGUUUAACUUUCAUUUUAAGGUGUAAUUUUCAGUUCACAAUGAGUGACUUAUGCCUACUUUGAAAAAAAUUUUAGUGCUUUCUGACUUUACCCGUACAAAUUAUUGUCAACAUCAUAAAUUAAUAAAAAGCAUUUGUUUGGCUAUCUUUAUGGCUCAUAGGUACUGUUCUAUUCAUAAAUAAUAAUAAAAAGAAGCAUUUUAUUCUAAAUGAGAAAAUUUACAAGGAGGGAUAAAUCUAUUUGGCAGAUAAAAAGUGCUUAUUAGCAAAAUGAGAAUUAAGUAUAAAACAUAUGAAUUCACAUUACACACACGUUGCAUGUGUUUGGAUUGGCUGUUGCUGUGUAUGUACUUGAAAAUGCACCAAAAAUGUAGCAGUUUUAUUGAAUGUUCAAGUGGGGGUCUGAAUAAUCAAAAAGUACCAAAAUCCCCUCCCCUUAAUUGAAAGUAAGCCAAAAUUUUAAGGCCAUUUCUUUAUUACUUAUAUCUGAAUUCUGGUCGCAGUGCAAAGCUGUCUGAAAAUCUGACCAUGUGUAAGAUAUAUAUUUUUUUUUUUUUUUUUUUUUGCUAAGUUAUGUUGCUUGUUUCACAAUUAAAUCUCUUCUGAAAUCAUUACGACUGAAACUAGUCAUCAUUAUUUAAAACAAUUAUGUGAAAACAGUACAUAGGUGUUAGGAGUACUCACUGUUUGCAUAGCUGCCAACCUCCUGAUUUUAGCGAGAUGCUCUCAGUGUUUCGUCAUUUAUCUCGUAAUAGAUCAUCAACUCUUCUAGUUUAUAAUGUUUAGCCUUUACUUACGAAAGUGUCUGCCUCCAAUAAAUGAGUAAAAUUUAAAUAGUGAUAAUUUCAUUUGCCCACGUCCUAAUGAUUUGCAGCUUAAUUUUCCUUAUAAAAUUUGUUUUUAUCACAAUUGUCUUAUGUACUGUAGUUUCUUGCAGAAUUUUACGUGAAGAUUCAACAAAUAUUUAAUCACUUAACCUGCAUACUUUUUUUGUCAAAAUAGGUUAAAAAAUUACAUAUUUUGUAUUACAUAUUUCAAAUCUUUAAUAUAUUUUAGAGUUAAAAUAUCUUAUUU